AUGCCCACUGUGUCGCGGUGUUUCAGAAGUGAAAGACAUAUACAAAAACCAGCAAAUGUUAUACAAGAAACACGUCAUGGCGAAAGAGAUUUAGAAAUACAUCAUACACAUUAUUUAUUAUUGGAUGAUGUUCCAAUAGUGACAAUUGUAGUUGACGGUGGUCGUGAUACAAUAAAAAAUAUUUAUUACGAUUUACAUCAUGAUGUAUCUGUUGUCAUUGUUGAUGGAUUUGUGAGCGUAAAUAAAAAUGCAUUUCCAUCUUGUCUGAAUUUUCCACCUGGUGCCGCAAGGGAAUGGUACAAUAAUCAUCAAGAAGAAUGUUCGGAUUAUGUGUCAUUAAUACAUGAAUUGAAAACAACGUUUUCAUCAUUAAUCAGAGACGAGAUGGCAUUUCAAAGAUUACCAUGCCAACAAACUUACAGUGAAACAAUCAUAGAUUAUUAUAAUCAUGUUUUACAAUUAUGUCAACAAGCUGACCCAAAUAUGAGUGAUGAAUCAACAGUUAAAUAUUUAAAACAAGGUGUUAAACCAUCAUUUCGUGAAAAAAUUUUGGAUCAAAAUCCCACAACACCCAAAGAAUUUCUUCGAUACGCUCGUCGAAUUGAAGAUAUAAAAGAUAGUUUAGCCAUAAAUACAACAUCAUCAUUCAGUCAGGAUACGCCAUCGAGUGGUUAUCAUUCAUCGCGUCAAUAUUAUAAUAAUAAUCGUAAUAAUGGUCGGGCAUAUCAACAGCAGCAUCCAAUACUACCAUCGACACCUAGGUUACCAAAACCAGCCACGAAUGUAUCAUCAUCGUCCGCUAAUAAUAAUCACUAUUUUGAACGACAAAAUGUUACAUGUUAUGGAUGCGGUCAACAAGGACAUUAUCUACGAGCAUGUCCCCAAAAUCGGCAGCAACGACAACAUUUUCUGUAA
Molecule: messenger RNA, 915 nt
Organism: Didymodactylos carnosus
Lineage: Eukaryota; Metazoa; Rotifera; Eurotatoria; Philodinida; Philodinidae
Source: the annotation of a GenBank genome assembly